AUGUCCGACGCAUUCUCAACACCCGCUGAACAUGCCUUGGUCCACCCUGAACUAGAAAGUAUAGCUGAGUCUGCCAGAGCUGGACCUAGCUCUAUGGGAGAUGGGAACGAAGGGAUAAGUAUAGAAGAGGCCUUUGAGGUUGACGAGACUGUUAAGAGGAUAUUGGAAGGUGGCUAUAAGACUAUCGGUCUCCAAUUCCAAGACGAAUUAUUACCUUCUUCGGUACAGGUCUAUAGAUCGAUACAGAUGAAGAUCCAGCAUACAGGUGCUCAAGCUUAUGUUCUGGCUGAUAGUACUUAUGGAAAUUGUUGCCCAGACGUAUUGAGCUGUCUUCAUCUCCCAGCUGAUUUCUUGGUACAUUACGGACAUGCAUGUCUGACACCGACCGACGCAUUACCUGUAUUCUACGUCUUUCCUCGACGUAAGCUCGACAUAACCCACGCUGCCGAGCAAUUUUCGGAAGUCAGUAAAGAGGAACUAAGUGAGGGAGGGAAGAAGGGUGUGGUUGUAGUCUGGGAUGUAUCGUUCGACUGGUUAGCGGAUGAGAUACAAAAAACCUUUAGCAAAAUAGCACCUCAUCCUAUAAAUUUCGCAACCAUUCAGAAACCACCCACCUCCUCCUCGCCUACUCCUCCUGCGUCAGGAUCAGAUAUCAAAGGAAAAGGUAAAGCUCCUGCUCUCAGAUCUAUCGAACCACCCAAAGGAGUUGAUAUUUCAGAUUGUGUAAUCUGGUAUAUCGGUGAAGAAGGAAGAAGUAGUAUCAACUUACAGAUGAGCUAUGCGGAUAACCCUCUAUACCUCUACUCACCUUCAUCAUCAUCCGUCCUCUCCCUGCAUCGUCAAACGUCCCGACUCCUUCAGCGUCGUCUAUUCGCAUUGCACCAAGCGAUGAGCGCCGACAUCUUCGGACUGAUCGUCUCGAACAUCGGCUUGUCAUCUUCCCAACCAUUACUACAUCAACUUCGUUCGGAUCUCCAAAAAGCCAGAAAGAAAUCGUAUACCCUAUCUGUCGGACGACUGAAUCCUGCGAAACUUGCCAAUUUCGCUGAGAUUGAAUGCUUCGUCUUGGUUGGAUGUAAUGAGGGCGGGUUGGUGGAUAACUCGAAGGAUUUCCUCAGACCGAUUAUUACGCCUUGGGAACUUGAGUUGGCUCUUCAGGGAGAAGGGGGCAGUUGGCAGCCUGAGAAAUGGACAUUGAAUUUGGGCAAGGUACUGGAAGAGGCUCAAGAGCGUAAUUCUGCUGAAACAACCAACACGAACGGUGUACAGAACGGCAACGAGGAUGAAGACGAUAAUGAUGGACCUGAAUUUUCCUUGAUCACUGGAAAGAUGCGUACUAAGAAGACAUUCCAUGGAGCGACAGAUUCAACAGAGAUCCCCUCGGAAGGUAUACAAUCUAUGACACUGCGAAAUCAAAAUUUCACCUUGGCCAAAUUGGAAUCUGCAGGAAGCAAUUUCUUAGCGUCUAGAGAGUUUAGAGGAUUGGAACCUAGGUAUGGGAUGGAUGAACCUACUUUGUUGGAGGAAGGUAGGAGCGGAGUGGCUAGAGGGUAUACUGAGGAGAAACAAUGA
Molecule: messenger RNA, 1572 nt
Organism: Kwoniella mangroviensis CBS 8507
Lineage: Eukaryota; Fungi; Basidiomycota; Tremellomycetes; Tremellales; Cryptococcaceae
Product: diphthamide biosynthesis protein 2
Exons: 8
Coding region: 1-1572 (523 amino acids)
Biological process (GO): protein histidyl modification to diphthamide
Molecular function (GO): 2-(3-amino-3-carboxypropyl)histidine synthase activity
Source: RefSeq, a predicted model, not a curated record